AUGAAUUGCGUUUUGCGGAUUGCGGCGGCGGUAUGGUGGCUCUGCCUGUGCUCCGUCUUAGGAUCUAGUGAUGGAAACGGAAUCGGGAGAGUGAGAGAUACCGACGAUGCGAUCUCGUUGCUGGAAAAUAAAUUGACGGCGACGACAAAUUCGUCUCAGCUUCUCAUGGUGCCUCUCACCUUGAUUCACAGAGCUGGCCCCAAAGGAGCUGUUUGUCUGGAUGGAACACUACCUGGUUAUCAUAUACACAGUGGAUUUGGAUCAGGGGCGAACAGGUGGCUUAUCCAACUUGAGGGUGGAGGAUGGUGCAACACACGGAGGAGCUGUAUCUUCCGGAAAACAACACGCCGUGGCUCGUCAAAUCACAUGGAGAAAGUUUUGGCCUUUACUGGAAUCUCGAGCAAUAAAGCUAAUGAGAAUCCUGACUUCUACAACUGGAAUAGAGUCAAACUGCGUUACUGUGAUGGUGCCUCUUUCACUGGAGAUAGUCAAGACAAUAGUUCAAAUCUUUAUUAUAGAGGACAAAGAAUCUGGCAAUCAGCUAUGGAAGAACUGAUGUCUAAAGGCAUGCAAAAAGCAGAGCAGGCUCUGCUUUCAGGAUGUUCAGCUGGAGGAUUAGCUUCCAUCUUGCACUGCGAUCAGUUUAAGGCACUGUUUCCUGGUGCUACCAAGGUCAAAUGCUUAAGUGAUGCUGGAUUGUUUAUGGAUGCAGUGGAUGUCUCUGGAGGUCACUCGCUCCGGAAUAUGUUCAAAGGUGUUGUUACAAUACAGAAUCUCCAAAAGGAACUGUCCACUACUUGUACAAAGCAUUUGGAUCCAACUUCGUGCUUCUUUCCACAGAACUUGGUUUCAGAUAUCAAAACUCCAAUGUUUCUUCUCAAUGCAGCAUAUGACGCUUGGCAGGUACAAGAGAGCUUAGCUCCACCAUCUGCCGACCCAAGUGGCUCUUGGAAGGCAUGCAAAUCAGAUCACUCCCAUUGCAAUUCCUCUCAAAUCCAUUUCUUCCAAGAAUUCAGGAAUCAAAUGGUGGAAGCUGUAAAAUCCUUCUCGGCAUCUAAACAUAACGGUGUGUUCCUAAACUCAUGCUUCGCUCACUGCCAAUCCGAAAGACAAGACACUUGGUUUGCACCAGAUUCUCCUAGGCUUCAUGGCAAGACCGUUGCUGAAUCUGUUGGUGAUUGGUACUUUGACCGAACAACAGUCAAAGCCAUUGACUGUCCUUACCCUUGCGACAAAACUUGUCACGAUCUCAUCUUCAAAUGA
Messenger RNA from Microthlaspi erraticum, 1263 nucleotides. The record is from the annotation of a GenBank genome assembly. NCBI's taxonomy places the organism in Eukaryota, Viridiplantae, Streptophyta, Magnoliopsida, Brassicales, Brassicaceae.